AUGGCUGAAAAAGUUCAUGAUACAAUGCAUAAAGCAUUUUGGGAUGUUUUAAGAGAAGAUUUAUCUAGUGAACCACCUCGUUAUGAACAUAUUAUUAAAUUAAUUGAUGAAGCUAAACAAGAUCUUAAAAGUGUAAUAUUACCACAUCAAACAAAUAUUAAAAAUGAAAUAGAUGAAUCAAUUAAUAUUGAUACUAUUAAACGUCGAUUUGAAGCAAAAGAAGCAAAUCCUCAUGAAUAUACAAAAUAUUUUAUUGAUAGAAUGGCAAAUCUUUGUGCUCAAUCUCGAGAUGAAAAUAUUGAAAAAUUACGAACAAUUGAUGAUCCAACUGAAUGUUUUAGGUUUUAUAUUAAUUCUUAA
Molecule: messenger RNA, 360 nt
Organism: Rotaria sp. Silwood2
Lineage: Eukaryota; Metazoa; Rotifera; Eurotatoria; Philodinida; Philodinidae
Source: the annotation of a GenBank genome assembly